Owenia fusiformis is the source of this 958-nucleotide messenger RNA. Lineage: Eukaryota; Metazoa; Annelida; Polychaeta; Sabellida; Oweniidae. The record is from the annotation of a GenBank genome assembly.
GGGAUAAUGUACCUCAUAAACUGAUGUAUACCCACAUCUAUGUAUAGCAUCAUUCCAAUAGGUGAACACGCGUGUACUUAUAAGAUAGGUACCAAAUGCUCCAACAUUUUUAUUGGCAGCCUUAAAACCAGUCGUAAAAGGUCUUUUUGUAAAGGGUGUGAGAAAGCAGAAUCUCGUAAAACGUAGAUUUGGAAAACAGAGUGAAUAAUAUGCAUUUCUCCGUCUUAUGUUCAUUGUUAGCAGUGGCAGGGUUGGUUUACAGUCAAGACAAAAAUUGUAAUAUUCUUGAUGCCAAGGGUUGCCUGAAAGGAAUAUCAGUGGGAAACUUAUCCAGUCUUUGUCUAUUCUUGAAGAAUGGCGAAAACAUCACAAAUUGUGUUCGUGAGAAGACUGGUUGCGUCCCGAAUACCGUGCCAGAGUUCACUACAAUCCAAACAGCAGCGAAAACAGCGGGUCUCCUAAAUAAGUGUAGUUCCGGUGUCUCAUUGGAGCCAUUGGUGAUGGUCAUUCUCCUGUCAACGAUGGGUGCCCUCUACAAUAUAAUGAAACAUUAGAACAUUCUCUGCAACCUAACGAACGAGCGAGUGCAAAGCGUUCUCUGCAACAUGUUUCAUUUGAACGUUUUUACAAUGUAUGAACUACUAUUUAGAGCAAUCUCUAAUUUACAAUUAACUUUAGUUUUAAACGUUAUUAACCAUCGAUUGUGUUCUCUUCUUAGACAUUAUCAACCAUUAGAGUAUUUCCACUAAAACAUUAGCAACCAGAGCAUUAAAUAAUAUCAAAAGUAAUGUUGGAGUAUUUUCCCGAGAAGAUUAGCAAUAAGAGUGGCAUAUUUAAACAUUAUCAACCAUUGAAGCAUUCUUUACUAAAUAUUAGCAAUCAGAUGAUUCAAAGAGCUGCGCGUGACAUUUAGAGACGAACCAAUCUCUGUUUGCAGAGAAAUUGUGGCCAUGCGGAG